This is a messenger RNA of Colletotrichum phormii, 1842 nucleotides long. RefSeq lists its product as uncharacterized. The transcript is spliced from 4 exons. The record is from RefSeq and is a predicted model, not a curated record. Gene Ontology annotation, molecular function: protein binding. Bases 1 to 1842 code for a protein of 613 amino acids. NCBI's taxonomy places the organism in Eukaryota, Fungi, Ascomycota, Sordariomycetes, Glomerellales, Glomerellaceae.
AUGCUGGAGCUCCAGCAUGCUCUUGUGGCAGAUGUCUCGGAGUACCUGCGUGUGCCUCCGACAACAGAGAAGAUCUCAUCAGCAUUGCACGGGAUCGUCACGAUCAGAGAAGAGCAAGGGCAUCAGUCAAUCGACUUUUUCCACAGCGCUGUCAAAGACUACUUUUGGCAUGAGAGAAGCGAUAGAGCCCCCAAGAUCCACGACAAUAUUGUCAGUUAUUGUCUGAGGCAGUUAUCAAGGGUAGCUUCCGGUGACGGGUUCUGCAAGUCGGACGAAGAUUUCGAGGAGAGGAUAAGCCACAAUCCCUUCUUCCUCUACGCUGCUUGCCACUGGGGGUUUCACACCCAGGCAUGCUCGGAACCUGUUGCAGCCACCAUGAGGUUUCUAGACAACCGCACUAAUGUUGAGAUGUCGAGCCAGGCAAUUUUCAUUGAUCAAUCUUCAUCUAGGACACCCGGAUACACGCAACGGGUCCCUCAGAAAGUCACGGGACUUCAUCUAGCAGCUUACUUUGGGAUACGAACUGCUGCUGAAGAGCUCCUCAGCGAAGGGACUGCACCGUUGAGCUCCGUCGAUACACAAGGCCGGACGCCACUUUGGUGGGCUGCCCAUUACAGACAGGAUAAGGUAGUCAGACUGUUUUGUCGGAGUGAUACAACCACCCUCUCACUGCUUGUCGUGGCCGAAAAGAGGGAUCUGGUCAAAGUCUUGCUCGAUGGCAAGUACAACGUCAACAUCGCCGAUGCCUCGCUGGAUACCCCGUUACAUCACGCUGUACGCCGGGGCUUUGAAAAGAUAGUUAAGGAUCUCUUGUUCGCCGCUGCUAACGUCAACGUGCAAAACAUGGGGGGCGAAACACCACUUGCUAUAGCGCUCAAUAACCGCAAUAGCAACAUAAUCCGCCUUCUUAUCGGCAAGGGAGGGUACACUGAUUUCGUGAAUACGGCCAAGUUCCGCAAGGCGCUUGGGUGGCAGGACGACCAGACUCUGGAGAUCUUUCGAGAUGACAACACCACCGUUCUACGGCUGAAGCCAGAAGAUAGACGCCGAUUCGAGGAUUGGGGGCCGACAGAGAGAUUCUCAUUGCAACAACAGAUCCUCGGCGACAUCCCGUUUUCACCUCAGCUCCGUUGUUUGACAGACAACCUUCAGAUUGAGGAACUGAACCUCAAGAUCAUCUCACAAGAAGACAACAUGAGUCAUGUAACCUACUACAUCGAGGCGUUUAUGUGGAACUCUCCCAACAACGACGAGGCUCUACCUUGUGAACAGUUGGUGCUCUGUUGGGAUGUCUUUCUUGAUGAGAAAACCCAGCAAUGGCACACCAAGGCCCACUUCACCACCAUGCCACACAUUUGGCUUCCGGAUAACGGCGCGGUGUUUCUACGGCAUUUUCUCGUCCAUGUCAAACAUACCUGGCUUGCUUACUGCGAUGCCAAUCUCGUAGAUCUCCAUCUUCGCAAGAGGAUCAUUGAGUCCAAGGGAUCUGACCCGGAGCUCCUAGAUCACCUGCUUGAGAAUGGUCAAAGGUGGCUCAGCCAUCGUCACAACCUUUCCAAGGUCGCUUCCAAGAUUCGGAAUUUCGCGAGGAAGUACUGCCUUCAGCACAACGAGACCGGCGAUCUCGAAGAACUCACAGAAGCGAUAUACCAGCUCUCUGCUGCGGUCGGAAAGAAGCUUAGUGAGUUGGACGAGAACUCGAGAGAUCUCAUUCAGCUAGAAUGCAAUCUCGUCUCUAUCAAGGAAGCGCGGCAGUCAGUUCAUUCGUCGACAAGCAUGAAGCGACUUAGCUGGAUUACGGUAACAUCACCUUCCUCAUACACAGUUCCAACAGAUAGCUGA